AGUGCUGGUAUCGCAACACAUUGUGCAAGACUAAUCUAUGUCGAUGUAUCGAUUAUUCAUAGUCAGUUUAAUGAUAUUUUACUUUGCGCAUUUUGGUAACACCGUUUUCGUGAACAGUGUGACCUGUGCUGUUGACAGCAGAGUCGGAGUCGGAGUUUUGUUACGUGUGGAAAUUAAUAAGAGAAAACUGUGAAAAUUGUGCAAAUCAUUCUAAACAAAUAGCCAAAAGCAACUGGUCGCUGGCUGCCAUGAAGUUCCGUGCCAAGAUGUUGGACGUGCUCUAUAUGCGCGAGUUCCAGGCUAUUGCCGCGACGUUGGCCAAGCUGGCCAAGGAUUGCGUCAUGAUAUUGGGCCAGGAGCGCAUGCAUUUCAUUGUGAACGAGGAGCAUUGCUCGACCUCAUCGCCGCUCGUGUGGGUCAGCAUUGGUUCCAAAGAUUAUUUUCCGGAAUACAAAAUGACGCCAGCACGUCCAGACGAGGACUUCAUAGUGCUGGUCAUGUCUGCGAUGCAUCUAAGUCGCGCUUUGGCCGUGCUGCGCUCCGGCACCAGCAGCAGCGUGCACAGCUGCAAGUUGAAAUUGAAGCAGAUACAAUUUCCCUGCAUCUCGGUGAUUGCCUCUGUGGUGUCGCCUAGUUCCGCCGAGCCGCGCGAAGUGGUGCACGAUGUGCCCGUCACCGUAGUCCCGGCGAGCGAUUGGCCCUCGUUUGUCCUGCCCAAGGUGCCGAGCACACAGCUUGUGCUGGGUGUGCCCUCGCUGCGUCUUCUGCGCAGUCUGAUAGACAAGCUAAAGAACAUAUCGCCCAGUCUCAUAUUCCAUGGCAGCGCCACAGGCGAACUGAAUCUGGUGGCCGAGUCCGAAAUGGCCACAAUCACAACUCGCUUUAGUCGCCUGCUGCUGCACAAGGUCAACCAGCCGCAGUCGUCGUCGGCGGCGGCCUCGGCAUUGGAGGUGUCCUGCUCUGUGGACACACGCAAGGCAUCCGCGUUCUUUAAUGCUCUCCAGCUGCCCAACGAGGAGAUCAUGAUUGGCAUCGAUAACGAGCGCUGCAUCUGCUUGCAGCUGGAUAUUCGCAGCCAAGUAGUCCUACAUUCAAUUUUGCCAGCUGUUUGCAUUUAGCGGUAAAAAUAAACAUAAUAUUAAGCGAAAAUAAACUGUAAUCGAUAUGCAUAUUUGCGCGUGAGCUAUAUAUCGAUAUGCAAAUGGCAGCAAAUCAUCGAUAAGCGAAA
Drosophila novamexicana is the source of this 1228-nucleotide messenger RNA. It is a transcript of the gene Hus1-like, whose product is annotated as checkpoint protein HUS1. Gene Ontology annotation, cellular component: nucleolus; checkpoint clamp complex; site of double-strand break. Bases 249 to 1118 code for a protein of 289 amino acids. The transcript has 2 exons. The record is from RefSeq and is a predicted model, not a curated record. Gene Ontology annotation, biological process: double-strand break repair via homologous recombination; meiotic DNA integrity checkpoint signaling; mitotic DNA replication checkpoint signaling. Lineage: Eukaryota; Metazoa; Arthropoda; Insecta; Diptera; Drosophilidae.